AUGGCUCGCCACGGGGAUACUCGCUCACCAUCACCUGUAGGCAGCACAUACUCUUCAUCCCGACGCCGCAGAGACGAUGAUCGUUAUGAUCGAAGCAGGCGGGAUGAUGGGCGCGGCUAUCGCCGAUCUCGCAGCCCCGAGGUACGUUUGACGCAUUGCCAACUCAUUCUCCCUGUGAAAAAUGCUCAUAUUCGCCAUACUCAGCGUCGAUACCGCGGUAGUCGUGGAAACCCUCGUGACAGAGAUGGAUACCGUCGGCGAUCCCCAGACCGGCGGGAUGAAGACACUUACCGACCACCUCGGAGGGACCAACCAGUAGACCGCCGUCGUUCCCGAGACAGAGAUGACGAACGUGAUUUUCGACGUGACAGACAUACCCGGCCUAGGCGAGAUGACUCCCGUGAUCGCGACCGCAGACGGACAGAUGAUGCUGCUGAUGUGAGACCUAAGUCUAGACGGGAUAACAGCCGGGCUUCGAACCAACGGUCAAUCUCCAAAGCUCGAGAGGUAAGCCACCCAGACAAUGCUCUCUGUGAGAUAAUUGAUACUAAUGGUAUUCCUCAGCAAUCAAAACAAUCCACACCUGUCCCGGCCGCCCAGACCGACGAAGAGAAGAAAGCAGAGAGACUCGCCAAACUUGCGGCCUGGAAGCAGAAGCAAGCGGCUGAGCGUGAAAAGAAACAACAGGAGCAAGUGGCAGGCGAUCCCAAAGCCAUAUUAGAUGCGAUUGACCGCAAAUCAACUCUUUCCUCAGCUGUCGGCUCACCGCAGACUCCCGCAACUCCUGCCGAGUCUGAAGCUCCACCUUCAUACCCCGGCAAGUUUAAUCCGAAGGCAAUUGCCAAAUCCUCCACAACCGCUGCUGCUACUGCCGCUCCAGCCGUCCUCGGGACCGAUGUCACUCUCCCGGCAUCUGUAACAGCUCCCCCCGCAAAAGGCCUCACAGCAACUGCCGCUCCGCCUGCCAAGUUACCCGGCCCUCUCAAGGCCAAAGGCAAUGUCAGUGGCUUUGGGUUAGGUGCCAGACCGGUCUCCGAAGCAGAAAAGCAGUCUGCACCCAAAACCUUGGGCUUCGGUGACGAAGAGUCCACUCGCAAAAAGUUGGAACGACUGCCAACACCCCCGCUUGAAGAUGGGAAGGAUUCUAGCGCACAGGCCGACGAUGCUGGUGAGGAUGAUGAUGUAGACAUGCAGGACGAACAGACAGAGGAAAACGUCGCUGCGGUAGCUCGCGCGGCAGCUGAACGACGAGACGAGCGGCUGCAAAACCAAGAAAACGGAGAUGUCCUGAUGGAGGAAGCAACCAACGGUCAGGAUGGUUCUACCCCCAUGGAGGUUGAUGAAGCUGAAGAAAUUGACCCUCUCGACGCGUUCAUGUCUGAAUUGCAAGGAGCCCUGCCACCAAGAAAGACACCCGUGGCUUCGUUUGCUAAGAAGAAGCCUGAUCAGCAACCCGAGGCUUUGUUCGGCGACGAGGAUGACAUCGAAUUCAGCGCUGUGGGUGAUGAGAACGCGGGGGACGUCCUUGCCAUGGCGGCCAACAAGAAAAAAAAGAGAGAAAUCCCCGUUGUUGACCACACCAAGACCGAGUAUGAGCCGUUCCGGAAGCAGUUCUACACCGAACCUUCCAAUCUUGCCGAUAUGACAGCGGAGGAGGUCGCAAACCUGCGCCUUGAACUGGACGGGAUCAAGAUCCGAGGUUCUAACGUCCCCAAGCCUAUUCAAAAAUGGUCACAGUGCGGCCUGGGCGUGCAAACACUCGAUGUGAUCCAGAAGCUCGGCUAUGAAAAGCUGACAUCUAUUCAAGCUCAAGCAAUUCCCACGAUCAUGUCUGGUCGCGAUGUCAUCGGCGUCGCAAAGACUGGUUCCGGAAAGACUGCAGCCUUCUUGAUCCCUAUGUUCCGACACAUCAAAGAUCAGCGGCCCAUUACUAGUACAGAAGGUCCUAUCGGUUUGGUGAUCUCACCUACCCGUGAAUUGGCCACUCAAAUCCACAAAGACUGUAAGCCUUUUCUGAAGGCUUUGGGUUUGCGCGCUGUCUGCGCAUAUGGAGGCGCCCCCAUCAAGGAUCAGAUUGCCGACUUGAAACGAGGAGCCGAAAUUGUUGUUUGUACCGCUGGUCGUAUCAUUGAUCUGCUUGCCGCAAAUGGAGGACGAGUUCUCAACCUCCGCCGUGUGACAUACGUCGUCAUUGAUGAGGCCGAUCGCAUGUUUGAUAUGGGCUUUGAACCUCAAGUCGUGAAGAUCAUGGCCAAUAUUCGACCCGACCGUCAGACUGUGCUCUUCUCCGCCACUUUCCCCAAGAACAUGGAAUCUUUGGCCCGCAAAACAUUGCACAAUCCCGUUGAGAUCACGAUCGGAGGCCGAAGUGUCGUUGCACCGGAGAUCACUCAAAUCGUCGAAGUUCGCAACAAUGAUCAGAAGUUUGUCCGCCUGUUGGAGCUGCUGGGAAAUCUGUAUUCGGACGACGCGCAUGAAGAUGAUCGCUCAUUGAUCUUCGUGGAUCGCCAAGAGGCUGCUGAUGAUUUGCUCAAGGAAUUGAUGCGAAAAGGCUACCCAUGCAUGUCAAUUCAUGGUGGUAAAGACCAGGUCGACCGUGACUCUACCAUCCAGGAUUUCAAGGCGGGUAUUUUCCCCGUUCUGGUCGCUACAUCUGUGGCUGCUCGUGGAUUAGAUGUCAAGCAGCUCAAGCUUGUUGUCAACUAUGACGCACCUAACCAUUUGGAAGAUUAUGUUCAUCGUGCCGGCCGUACUGGUCGUGCCGGAAACACCGGAACCGCAGUCACAUUCUUGACCGAGGAACAAGAUCGCUAUGCGGUUGAUAUCGCCAAGGCUCUCCGUCAAAGUGGGCAAGAGGUUCCGGAGCCUGUUCAAAAGUUGGUUGACUCGUUCCAGGAGAAGGUCAAAUCUGGAAAAGAGAAAGCAAUGGGAUCUGGCUUCGGUGGUAAGGGUCUUGACCGGCUUGACGAUAAGCGUGCAACAGAACGAAAGCGUGAGCGAGCAACUUACAAGACUGGGGACGGUGAUGAUGAAGAGGAAGAAGAGAAAGAAGACAACGAGGAGGAAUCUGAAGAGCGCUUCAACAAGGCCUUGUCAUCUGUACAAUCUGCUGCUGCCCCUACCCCCUCUUCCGCUUCUCUUCCUGGUGUACCAAAGGGUAUUGAUUUGGAUGGAAAGAUUACCGUGCAUCGCACUGAGAAAGAUCCAAAUGGCGGCAAGAAUCCGCUCGACAAGGUUGGAUCCGCAGUGGCUGAUAUUCACGCACGCCUCAGCCGUGCGGGUGUCAUGAGAUCCGGUGUACCCAUUGAUAAUCGUGGACCCGAUGCAGGAGCAUUCCAUGCGACAAUGGAAAUCAAUGACUUCCCCCAAAAAGCACGUUGGGCCGUCACUAAUCGUACCAACGUGGCUAAGAUCUUGGAAUCUUCCGGAACAUCCAUCACAACAAAGGGUAACUUCUAUCCAAACGGGAAGGAGCCUGCGGCUGGAGAACUCCCUAAGCUGUACAUCCUGGUCGAGGGUGAAACGGAGAUUUCGGUUACCAACGCUAUGCGCGAACUUAUGCGUCUCUUGAAGGAGGGAACUAUUGCCGCUGCAGACAGUGAGGCGCGCGCGCCUGUUGGUGGCCGCUACAAUGUUGUUUAA
Molecule: messenger RNA, 3642 nt
Organism: Penicillium soppii
Lineage: Eukaryota; Fungi; Ascomycota; Eurotiomycetes; Eurotiales; Aspergillaceae
Exons: 2
Coding region: 1-3642 (1213 amino acids)
Molecular function (GO): RNA binding; RNA helicase activity; ATP binding
Source: RefSeq, a predicted model, not a curated record